AUGAGACAAAUUUCAUUACUUGAUCUUCCCGAUGAAGUAAUUAUUUAUAUAAUUGAAUGUUUGCCAGAAGAAGUAAUUAAUAGAUUAAAAGAUGUCCCUGAAUUACGAUUGAAUAUUUUACGAGUUUUAUACAAAGAAGUUACAAUUAUUCCUCCAAAUAUUUAUGGAGAUGGUAUAUACAUGAUGUUUCACUCUGAAAGUAAUAUGUCAAUUCGAACACCUGGAUCCGAACAAAUUGAUAUUAAAGAAUUUAUAACUAGUAUUAAUGAUAAUACUGUUGAAAUUAUUAAAAAGGCAACAUUUACUGAUCCGUCUCAUUUAUUUAUGGUGUAUGAGAAAUAUCCUGAAGUGUUGAAAAAUAUUAAAAUCAUUGUGGAUUUUGAUAGUUUUAGAUGGGAUAGAGAAAUGGAUAAGAAUUUAAUAGAUUUUAAAAGGUUAGCUGAAUUACCUUAUGAAAUUAUUGGUCUUCAUUCUGUGAAUGAAGCAUAUAGUAAGCUGGAGUUAUAUGAUUCAGAGGAUGAUGAUUCAGAAAAUGAUUUAGAAAAUGAUUCAGAAAAUAAUUCGGAGGAUUUUGAUAUAGAGCUUGUAUCAGAUGAAGAGAUUCAAAUUAUUUCAGGAAGAGAGAUGGAGGAAUACCCCGAUAGUGAUUUAGACAUUGAUAUGCACGAAUAUCAAGAAGAGGAUAAUGAUAUUGAAGAUUCAGCUGAUGCGUCGGAUUUCAACGCAGACUCGGAUAUUGAACUUGAGACAAAUUCAUUGGAUGAACUAGAAGAUGAACUGAAUGGAUCAAAUGAUGGACCAAUCACAGAUUGGGUUGAAAAUGAAAUAAUAUUCAACAAUGUGUCGACAAUUUUAGCACAAGUUAAUUUUGUUAUGCAAUUUUCAGGUUUCUCACAUUUGACAAGUCUACUGAUUAAACAUUUAUAUGGACCUGUUUUAAAAGUUAUACCUAAAGGAGUAGUCGAUUUAAAAAUUGAUGAAUUUUGUUUUAUAGGUGCCCGUGAUGGAACUUCAUUUCCAGAAGGAUUAAAAUCUUUAGCUAUUUUAAAACUAACUAGAGUUCAAGGUUUUAGUGCUGAUCCUGUUGAUAUUUCAUAUUUGGAAAACCUCGAGACUUUUAAAUGUGAAUAUAGUAGAGAAUUUGUUCUUCCCAAAAACCUACAAUCACUUGAAGCCAGUGAUUCGAUAAACUUGCGACAGAUAAUUUCAGAAUGCCCAUCAAUAAAGUCAAUUAAAUGUUUUGACCUUUACGACAAAGAUUGUGUGAACGAAGAAGUUAGCUUGCCAAAUGAUUUAGAAGUUUUAGAAAUCAUGGGUGACUACAUUAAAUACAUGACAAAAUAUCAGUUGGAACCAUUUAAAACAAGUCAUGUUAUAAAUGUAGAAGAUGAAAAGGAUGCGGCGGUUGUGGUUAAGUUUCCUGAAAUGCUAAAGAAAUUAAAACUUCAAUAUGAGCCAGAUGAUCAUGCAUAUGAAAAUGUUCAAGUAUUUUUGAAUCGUCCAGAAACUACAUUAAAUCAUUUAACAUCUUUAUGUUUGAGUGAUUAUGAAAAUGGUCUAUAUAUUGGACCAUUACCUCAAUCAUUACAAUAUUUGUUUAUUGACAAUAGUACAGGUGUUGAUUAUGACGAUUUGAAGACAUUGAAUAAUUUGACAUACCUUGAUAUUAUGAAUGUUGAUUUAACUGAAUUUGAUUAUGAUUUACCUGAUAAUUUGAGAGAAUUUCGUUUUAGAAAUAAUCAUUGUGAAGUAUUCAAGAUCCGAGCAAAGAAUCUUGAUUAUUUGGAAGUGGAAGGAGUUCUUAUGGAUAAAUUAAAUGGUUCUAAUUUCCAAGUUCCUGAAAGUGUUACUACAUUGAGUAUUGAAUACAGUGAAAUCCAGGAGAUUGAUUCAUCAUUUAAAUUCCCACCAAACUUAAGACAAUUGUCAUUAGCAGGUAAUAAAUUGUCCGUUUUACCACAGCUUCCGUCAAGUUUAUUGAGAUUAUCAUUGAGGUAUAAUAGAUUUAGUGAGUUAAAAACACCAAUUGAUCUCCCACCAAAUAUUGAAGGACUUGAUUUAAGUUGUAAUGAUCUACCAGAUGAUUUUAAUUUUGCACAUUUGAAUUUGACCAAAUAUACUAAAUUGAAAACAUUAUUACUACGCGAAUAUGAGAGAGAAGAAGAAGGGAAUAUACCAAUUUUUGAUUUGUCAGAUUUACCUAAAUCUUUAGUUGAACUCAAUCUUAGUGAAUGUAAAAUCCAAAGAAUUGUUGGUAAGUUUAGUGAUUUCCCCCAUCUUGAAAAACUCGAUUUAAGAAGUAACAACAAUAAUGAUAAUAGUAUUACGGAAUUGUUAGAUAUAAAAGAAGAUCCGUUGGAGUAUCCAUAUUUCCCUGAUAGCCUUAAACAUUUAUGGAUAACUCGAUCAUUGAAUAAUGAUAAAGAAUGUGAAAUUAUUGACAAAAUUCUAAAAGUGGUUUUAAAGAAGCCAAAUAUCAUUUCAGUAAAAGUUACAGAUGAAUAUACUGGUGAAGAUGGAGUAAUCACUGAAGCAUUAAAAUUAUAUUCCCCAGAUGAUUUUUAA
Messenger RNA from Candida tropicalis MYA-3404, 2565 nucleotides. RefSeq lists its product as uncharacterized. The record is from RefSeq and is a predicted model, not a curated record. Lineage: Eukaryota; Fungi; Ascomycota; Pichiomycetes; Serinales; Debaryomycetaceae. Bases 1 to 2565 code for a protein of 854 amino acids. Gene Ontology annotation, molecular function: protein binding. The transcript has a single exon.